GUUCAUACCACAGAGCAUAGUAAUACUUACAAUUCAUACAUGCAUAAUUAUGAGAUUGCUCAGAUCAGACAUACGAUGACGAUUCUUGGUUAACCUUGUCACCUUACGUAAUUUAAUAUAAAUAACAAAAAUGGGGAAUAAAGUAUCUGCGGAAGCAAUUAAUAUUCAUGGAAGUAGUGGAAGUCCACCGCCAGAAUGUCCUAUGCACAAAAAAGAAGCAAAUCCGAAAAACGCAGCUCCAUCGGAAUGCCCCGUUCAGCACGACAAUAAUAUAAAUCCAUAUAACAUGAUGCCACCUGCCAAUCAACAACCUGCUCCUGAUCAACCAUUCUCACUUCCAACAAAUCGUCAAGUGUCUACAAUCCCUCGUGCUAUGCCUGAUGGAUCUACCGAAUUCUGGGUGUAUCCCAGCCAGCAAAUGUUCUGGAAUGCAAUGCUUCGUAAGGGAUGGCGUUGGAAGGAUGAAGAUAUCAAACAAAAAGAUAUGGAGGAUAUCAUAAGAAUACAUAAUGCUAACAAUGAGCAAGCAUGGCAAGAAGUCCUCAAAUGGGAAGCAUUACAUGCUAAGGAAUGUGGACAUCCUAGAUUGAAAAGUUUUGGAGGCAAAGCUACUCAAUAUAGUCCUAGAGCUCAAUUUCGAUCAUUGUUGGGAUAUGAAUUGCCCUUUGAUCGUCACGACUGGAUAGUAGAUCGCUGUGGAAAAGAUGUUCGCUAUGUCAUUGAUUACUAUGACGGAGGUGAAGUUGACAAUAAAUUUCAAUUUGCUCUACUUGAUGUCAGGCCAGCCAUGGAUUCAUUUGAGAACAUCUGGGACAGAAUGAAAGUAUUCUAUAUGAGAUAUCGUUAUGAAUUCAUUGGAGAGAAGAAAGAUAGUAAAUUAACUAAUUAAAAGUUAAUUUUGAGUAGGUGUAGAUAUUUAGCAAUAAAAAUAUAAACAUGUUCAUUUCCUCACACUUGUAAUAUAAGAGUGUACAAAAAUAAUUUAAAAAAAUGUUUUGUGGAGUACUUCUGUCGACAUUAUUUGUCACUGCAGUAACUCUUUGUGAUUUAAUUUAUGUAAUGAAGUUUGCAUUGUAUCAAUAAUUCUCAAUCAACCUAAAUUGAAGCUCUUGCAGUAUCCUGGUAAAUAAUAAAUAUUAUUAAAAUAAACAACAAAGUUUAAACCAAAACAAUGUCCAUUAUUAUGUUAAUUUUAAACUGUACUUAAACAUAUUUAAUGGAAAAAGCAUGAGCUUCUAAGAAAUGCAAGCAUCAUAUAAUUUAUUAGAAGGAUAAUAUUCAAAAAUUUAAACAACUAUUGACUUCAAUUACUGCUGUGUCAUAUUAUUUGAUCAUUUUACUUAUUAAAUGUUAAUGUUUAAUUA
This is a messenger RNA of Melitaea cinxia (Glanville fritillary), 1364 nucleotides long. It is a transcript of the gene Cchl, whose product is annotated as holocytochrome c-type synthase. The transcript is spliced from 5 exons. Gene Ontology annotation, molecular function: holocytochrome-c synthase activity. Gene Ontology annotation, cellular component: mitochondrion. The record is from RefSeq and is a predicted model, not a curated record. Lineage: Eukaryota; Metazoa; Arthropoda; Insecta; Lepidoptera; Nymphalidae. Gene Ontology annotation, biological process: cytochrome c-heme linkage. Bases 131 to 889 code for a protein of 252 amino acids.